Molecule: messenger RNA, 819 nt
Organism: Knipowitschia caucasica
Lineage: Eukaryota; Metazoa; Chordata; Actinopteri; Gobiiformes; Gobiidae
Source: the annotation of a GenBank genome assembly
AUGGCCUGGAUCCGGAGGUUCGCGGCUCUGCUCGCGUGGUGCUGUGCGCUGUCGUGCACGCGCGCGGCUAUGGACGAGUGUUCGGACGAGAACGGGAGCGCGCAGAGGUGUAUGCCAGAGUUUGUGAACGCGGCCUUUAACGUGACCGUGGUGGCUACGAACACAUGCGGCUCUCCGCCAGAGGAGUACUGCGUCCAGACCGGCGCCACCGGCGUCACCAAGUCCUGCCACAUUUGCGACGCACGAGACCCGCGCCACCACCACAGCGCGGUCUACCUCACGGACUACAACAACCAGCUGGACGCCACCUGGUGGCAGAGCCAGACCAUGUUAGCGGGGGUCCAGUACCCACAGUCCAUCAACCUGACCCUACACCUGGGUAAGGCGUUCGACAUCACAUACGUGCGCCUGAAGUUCCACACGUCUCGCCCGGAGAGCUUCGCCAUCUACAAACGCAGCAGCGAGACGGCCCCGUGGGUGCCCUACCAGUUCUACAGCGGCUCCUGCGAGAAAACCUACCAGAAGCAGAACCGCGGCUUCAUCCGCACGGGGCAGGAUGAGCAGCUGGCCCUGUGCACCGACGAGUUCAGCGACAUCUCUCCUCUGACCGGCGGCAACGUGGCCUUCUCCACGCUCGAGGGCCGCCCCAGUGCCUACAACUUCGACCACAGCCCAGUGCUGCAGGACUGGGUGACGGCGACUGACAUUAAAGUGACGCUGAAUCGACUCAACACGUUCGGAGACGAAGUGUUCAACGACCCCAAGGUCCUGAAGUCGUAUUAUUACGCCAUCUCAGACUUCGCUGUGGGCGGGAGGUAA